Trypanosoma brucei brucei TREU927 is the source of this 1545-nucleotide messenger RNA. RefSeq lists its product as hypothetical. Bases 1 to 1545 code for a protein of 514 amino acids. The record is from RefSeq and is a predicted model, not a curated record. NCBI's taxonomy places the organism in Eukaryota, Euglenozoa, Kinetoplastea, Trypanosomatida, Trypanosomatidae. Gene Ontology annotation, molecular function: protein binding. The transcript has a single exon.
AUGACUUUUCUACCCGUAUUUUUUUCCAUUCUUUUUCUUCUCGCUACAAAGAAAGAAAAUUGUUUGUUCUGGGGAGAAAAACUUUCGUUGCAGCAACUAAAAAUGCAGAGGCCCCUGACGGCUGGUAACUUACCGGAACAAACCAUGAGGGACGGCAUUGUUGACCCUGAAAUGGCACAAGAUGCCUUUAUUGACCUUGACGACCCAAACAAUGAGAUCGUUGAUGAAGAUAAUAUGGCAGAGAUUGAAGAAGAUGACGACAACGUAGCCUACAACGUUCCUGCACAUGGAAGUCGGAAGCGCAUGGCGGAAACGGACCUCAAUAACGGAGAAGAGGAUAACUACGAUGACGAUGGCGUUGGAAAUGGGGCGGGUACUGAUGGUGAAGAGGAUGAUGCCGAUGUUGAGGAUCUUAACGAGGUGCCUGACUGCGAGCCGGAGCGUGAUGACGCAUUGUGCUUCUUUACCGCGCGUGAUGCCUCUCCCGUGCAUGCUGUUGCUGUACACCCCGCUGAUUCUGGAUUAUUUGUAGCAGGUGGCCAGAGUGACGAGGUGUACGUACUUAAGCUGGAUGAAGAGAGCCGCUCGGUGCACAACCUCGCUGUACUGCGGGAGGCUCACGCCGAUACGAUUAGUAUUUUGGCCUUCUCGCCGGAUGGCACAACACUCGCAAGUGGAGGUCUCGAUGGCGUCGUUGCCAUAUGGUGUACAGUAACCUGGAAACUGCGGCACGCACUGCGUGACUUAAGUGGUGAGUUGCUCACGCUCCUGUGGCAUCCCUCAGGUCUUGUUCUCGUGGCUGGGGCGGACGACGGACAAGCGGCAAUGUGGAACGUAUCAAAGGGAACACUUGCGAUGUACUUCGCGGGCCACGGCGGGGGCAUAACGUGCACAGCGUGGACGCCGUGCCGCAAGCGCCUCGUUGCAGGUGCCAGUGAUGGUGCCGUUGUGGUUUUUGCGCCGCGAACUGGGCAGCAGGAGUUUCACAUUGCGAAAGGUCUGAGUGCUGACAGGGCGUCGGUCACAACUCUCUGCUGUUUAGGUGACAGCAGUGGCGAAGCCCCGUUGGGUGACUACGAUGACCGGUGUGUGGUGGGCUGCGCGGACGGGACGCUACACGUUAUUUCGCUCAACAGCGGCCGCGUGGUGACCUCCCUUCCGGAGGUGCACACCCAAGCCAUUGAAAGUCUACACGUGAACGUUGGUAGCCGUGGAAGUCACACGACCCCGCCGCAGCUUCUUCUUUCAGCGUCAUGCGAUUGCCGUGUAGCGGUGUGGAGUGCCGCGGACCUCAAACUGCGUACAGUGUUUCAGGUUGGGGAGAGCGUUAUUCCUGCUGCUUGGGCAAGUGGUUAUUUUGUUGUUGCUGGUUGUAGCGAUGGAGAGAUUAAGGUGUGGGAUGGAAGGUCUCAGCAGCAGGAACCACUCGUCCGACUUAUGGGGCACCGACGAAUGGUAUUAAGUUUUGCGAUAGUUGAAAGUAGCGGUGUAGUUGCUUCAACCAGCGACGAUGGCACCGUUCGCUUUUUCAAACUGAGCCUUUAA